UAAAAAAACAAAAACAAAGUUACGGAUGAUUAAGGCCCGAAGGGGAAUAGUGCCUAUUCUUAGACCAUCCGCAUCAUCCAAAGUUUUUCACGUGAAAAUAAAUUUCCCACUCACUUUUCCUGGGAAGUCGCCACAUGUAGCUGAGUUCUUUAGCCUAUAAAUUCCCCCCAUUACCUGGCAGGUCUUAGCUCACCAAUCACUUCCAGCGUCCAGGCAUUUCCUUCUUUGAUCAAAGCCAUUACAUUUGAUACUUCCAUCCAAAGCAAUACAAUUGCAACGGCUAAGUUUUAUUAAAUUUGGCCUGUUUAGAAUUGGGCAAUGGCUUCUUCCAUUCUCAGGACAAGUUUUCUUCCUCUUCUGCAGUCUCAGGAUGGAUAUAAUUCGAUUUCAAGCUUGCAUAAUUUUACUGCUACUCGCCACAUAGGUGACUGCAAGCGUCGGUUCAAUGGAGUAGCAAGAGCCCAGCAGCAACCAGGAAAUACAAGUAAUGACAGAAACACCAUGAUUAAAAGAGGCCAGCGAACAAGACAAAAUGAACACUUCAAACCAAAUUUCUCAGGAGAAAAGCCAUCCACUCCAGUUCUUGAUACCAUAAACAAUCCUAUUCACAUGAAGAAUCUUUCCAUUGUGGAGCUUGGAAAGUUAGCUAAUGAACUACGAGAAGAGCUAGUAUACACGGUGUCAAAGACAGGCGGGCACCUGAGUUCAAGCCUGGGGGUGGCUGAGCUAACGGUGGCACUUCACCAUGUUUUCGACACUCCUGAGGAUAAGAUCAUUUGGGAUGUUGGGCAUCAGGCCUACCUUCAUAAGAUUUUAACUGGCAGAAGAUCAAGAAUGCAUUCGAUUCGACAAACAUGUGGAUUAGCAGGGUUUCCAAAAAGGGAAGAGAGCAUUCAUGAUGCCUUUGGAACUGGCCAUAGUUCUACUAGCAUUUCAGCUGGAUUAGGGAUGGCUAUUGGAAGAGAUUUGUUAGGGAAUAACAAUCAUGUAAUUGCAGUAAUAGGUGAUGGAGCCAUGACUGCCGGAAUGGCAUAUGAAGCAAUGAACAAUGCAGGUUAUCUUGACACAAAUCUUAUCAUCAUCUUGAACGACAAUGAGCAAGUCUCCUUGCCUACCGCCACAGCCGAUGGUCCUGCUCCCCCUGUUGGAGCUCUUAGUAAAUCUUUAACUAAGCUGCAUUCAAGCAGGGAAUUUCGUCAAUUACGCGAAGCUGCAAAGGGCAUCACAAAGCAAAUAGGAGGGCAAACACAUGAAAUCGCUGGUAAAUUUGAUUCCUGUGUGAGAGGAAUGAUGGGUGGUUCUAGGGCUAAUCUAUUUGAAGAACUAGGACUAUACUACAUUGGUCCAGUGGAUGGUCAUAGUGUAGAAGACCUUGUUUAUGUCUUUAAUGAAAUUAGGUCAAUGCCAUCCCCAGGGCCUGUUCUCAUUCAUGUCAUUACCGAGAAAGGAAAAGGUUAUGCUCCUGCUGAGAUUGCACCUGACAAAAUGCAUGGCGUUGUGAAAUUUGAUCCAAAGUCUGGAAAACAAAUGAAGAGCAAGUCAGAAACGCUUUCAUAUACCCAGUACUUUGCAGAGUCUUUAAUAGCUGAAGCAGAGCAAGAUGAUAAAAUUGUAGGAAUUCAUGCUGCGAUGGGUGGAGGAACAGGACUCAAUUUAUUCCAAAAGCGAUUCCCAGAUAGAUGUUUUGAUGUUGGUAUAGCAGAACAACAUGCUGUUACUUUUGCUGCUGGUCUAGCUUCGGAAGGCCUUAAACCUUUUUGUGCCAUUUACUCUUCAUUUCUACAAAGAGGAUUUGAUCAGGUUGCUCAUGAUGUAGAUCUUCAAAAGCUUCCAGUGAGAUUUGCUAUAGACAGGGCCGGCCUGGUGGGUGCUGAUGGACCAACCCAUUGCGGUGCCUUCGACACUACUUAUAUGGCAUGUUUGCCUAAUAUGGUGGUCAUGGCCCCCUCAAACGAGACUGAACUGAUGCACAUGGUGGCAACUGCAGCAGCUAUAGAUGAUCGGCCUAGUUGCUUUAGGUACCCCAGAGGAAAUGGCAUUGGUUCCAUUCUCCCACAAAACAACAAAGGAGCACCUUUGGAGGUAUUAAUUUUAUUCAACCCAAUCUUUUUAGUUGUAGAUGAUCACUCAAAGCAUCUGUUCAAAUUUCUUAACCGAAAUCUUGAAUAUAUUCAGAUUGGAAAGGGAAGAGUACUAAGGGAAGGAAACAGGUUGGCGAUUUUGGGCUAUGGAACAAUUGUACAAAGUUGUAUGAAAGCGGCAGAGCUCCUACAAAUGCUUGGCAUCUCCGCAACAGUGGCUGAUGCUCGAUUCUGUAAACCGAUUGAUGGAGAUUUACUAAGACAGCUAGCUCAAGAACAUGAGAUAUUGAUCACUGCCGAAGAAGGAUCAAUUGGAGGGUUCAGCACCCAUGUUUCUCAUUUCUUGGGCUUGAACGGACUGCUGGAUGGAAAGCUUAAGUGGAGGCCUAUGAUGCUCCCUGACAGAUGCAUUAACCAUGGAUCUCAAUCGGAUCAAAUUGAAGAGGCAGGGCUCAGCUCAAAGCAUAUUGCUGCCACAGCUUUGUCAUUGCUGGGGCAAUGCAGGGAGGGCGUUCACCGACUCAACCUAUAGAUGGAACUCUUCCCAUACUCAUGAACAUGGAUUGGUCUUUUAUUCACUAGCUAGAUAUCCUUUUAGCAAAGUGAAUUUCCUGCUGGUUUCUAAUAGCAAAGUGAAGUCUUAAGAGUGUCGGAUCUAGGAUCUACAUGUGUUUUUAGGAUUCCUGAAAGCAUAAAAAGUUUAUCUCUGUUGAAGUACUUGAAGAUAAAUCCUCCUUGCUUGAACCGUCUUCCUUCUUCCUUAAGUAGUCUCCCUAAUCUACAGACACAUGAUAUCACAAAAUAAUUGGUGUUCCACGCGUGCCUGAGUGUCGUGGACCUCAUAAAUGUUUGUUGCGUCUCCAAACGCUUUCUGCAAUAAAUCCUGAAUCCUGAUAAAGUGGGAAUGUUGGAAAACCUCCCACAGCUCCAGGUGCUAAAACUGCUAACAAGAUCCAUUAGAGUGAAGCAAGGAUUCAGAACAUGGUCAUUUCCUCAACUUAGGUUCCUCUUCAUGGAAGAAAUAGAUAUUCGAACUUGGACAAUGAGUGAUGAAGCCAUGGAAAGCCUUGAAUAGUUGACCUGACCAUUACUCAUUGCCAUGAACUAGAAACACUUACCAAGCAACUUUGGCACCUCAAUACCUGACGCCAGGUAAAGGUGAACUCGCCUUCUCAAUGCUUGAAACGAAUGCCUGAGCAAUUAAGGGUGCAGCCCACGUGUGAUCCAAACACAUUUGAAGUGACAUUCAUCUUUCAAAUAAAUCUGAAUGAAGAAGACAAACAAAUAGUUUCUGUGUGUUACGAAAAAUAUUUAGGAACAGAAGUAUGGAGAUCCCAAAACUUUUGGCCCAUUUGAAACUGGAUAUCUUAGUCUGGCCCUAACUUCUGCCAUGAGUAGGCCAGUCUCUUUGAAAACUCAUUUGGGUUCAAAGCAACGAUCCCAGUCCUUUUUUUUUUUUAUGAAUUUUGAAAUUUUCUCGUCUUUCUAUUAACUUUAUAGAUUUUGAAUCCUUCAAAAAAUAUUUAUAGAUGGAUAGAUCUAGAGAACAUAUAAAUUUUGUUUACGUAUUUUUUGGUC
This is a messenger RNA of Durio zibethinus, 3659 nucleotides long. Lineage: Eukaryota; Viridiplantae; Streptophyta; Magnoliopsida; Malvales; Malvaceae. The record is from RefSeq and is a predicted model, not a curated record.